GUCACGUUACAUUUUAUGCCGCAAAACCUCAAAUUGCAAGUGCUAAACCAUUUCUUAUUAUUACAUUUGAUUCCGAGAAGAAUAAUGUAUUCAAUGAAUUACUGACAGAAACCGUGCUUUUAAUUAAUAGACUAAUUGAUUAAUAAUUUGAACUCGGUUUUCUAAUUACAUGAAAAAGGUUAUUUCAGUGUAUUGGUAAAAUGACCGCACCGGAGUUUAAUGAUUGUUCAAACUAUGGAUCGGUUCGGAACCAUCCAGGCCACGAGUACACGGUGCGACAGGCUUAUGAAGACGGUGGUAUAAAAGCAGGUGCAGUCCGUGCAGCACGUCUUGCGUACGGCAUCCUAUCACGACGUAAGGCAGCGGAGGAGGGAGUAGCGAGGCUCGCUAGAGUUCUGUCAGCGUUAGACUUGACAGCUUUAGGAGUGGGCAGCACAUUGGGUGUUGGAGUGUACGUGUUAGCGGGCGAUGUGGCUAAGAAUUACGCUGGACCAGCUGUGAUACUGUCGUUUCUUUUGGCUGCAGUUGCUAGUGUAUUUGCUGGUCUUUGCUAUGCAGAGUUCGGUGCUCGCGUGCCUAAAGCUGGCUCUGCCUACGUUUACAGUUAUGUAUGCGUUGGAGAGUUCAUGGCUUUUAUUAUCGGAUGGAAUCUCAUACUGGAGUAUAUAAUAGGUGCAGCGUCUGUGGUGAAAGCUUUAAGUGAAUAUUUAGAUUCACUUCUAAACAAAGCGAUGUCCACACAUCUGGAAGCAGUACUGCCGUUAAACACGCCACAUUUAGCUAAAUAUCCGGAUUUCUUUGCGUUUGCUGUCAUUAUGGCGUUUUCGAUUGCGUUAGCAUUUGGUGUAAAAGAGUCGACAAAGUUCAACAACUUUUGUACGGGUGUUAAUUUGUGUGUUGUCCUGUUCGUUAUUAUAUCCGGCUCUUUCAAAGCGGACACGAAGAACUGGCGUAUCCCUGCGUCUGAAGUACCAAAGACUGAGACCAAAGACUUCGGCAGUGGGGGCUUCGCCCCAUAUGGCCUGGCGGGAAUUAUAAAGGGGGCUGCGGUCUGCUUCUAUGGAUUUAUUGGUUUUGAUUGUGUAGCGACUGCGGGUGAGGAAGCUCGUCGUCCUCAGAAGACCAUUCCCUUUGCAGUAGUCGCGUCUCUGCUGAUCGUGUUCCUCGCAUACUGCGGCGUCUCCUCCGUGCUCACACUCAUGAUGCCUUAUUACAUGCAGGAUGAGAAAGCGCCUUUUCCGUUUGUGUAUGACCAACUGGGAUGGCCGUGGGCGAAGUACGCUGUCAGUGUUGGUGCAAUUUGUGCUUUAUGUUCUAGUUUACUAGGCGCGGUGUUUCCACUACCUCGUAUUAUAUACGCGAUGGCUUCAGACGGUCUGCUGUUCAAGUUCAUGGGUGUUGUCAGCGAACGCUUCCAAACACCUCUUGUUGGCACCAUCAUUGCUGGACUGUUCACUGGUACUCUAGCGAUGAUAUUUGAGCUGGAGCAGCUCAUCCACAUGAUGUCAAUAGGAACUCUACUCGCCUACUCUAUGGUCGCCUCCUGCGUCUUGUUACUCAGAUACGAGAGGAGUCAAUCAGCUCAUAGGACAGUGGAACCUUUGAACCUGAGCUUGAGGAAUGUUUUACGCCAGUUGGUGAAUGCAGACCAACACGCGGUACCAACAAGACUCAGUAGUGCUAUUGUUUCUACUCUGGUUGCUUUGUAUGGUGUGUGGUGCGUGGUGACAAUGGUGGUGAUAAACCGGUAUGGGAUGGGCGUGUUGUCGGGGGAGGCGUGGCCGGUGGGCGUGGUGUCGUGCGGCGCCGCCCUCGUGCUGGCCACACUCUACUUCCUCUCGCGACAGCCCGUCUCAGAGAAGAAGCUGGCUUUCUCUGUGCCGUUGGUGCCGUGGCUGCCAGGCAUCAGCAUCCUCAUCAACGUUUAUCUCAUGCUGAACCUGGACUAUGCCACUUGGCUCCGCUUCGCCGUCUGGAUUGUAGCUGGUUUGAUUAUCUACGUAACUUACGGAGCGUGGCACAGUACUGAACGUCGUAAGACAUUGGAUUCAGUGCAACUUGCUGACCUGCACAACGACAGCAGGACUGAGCUGCUGCAGAGAGGCGGUCUGCACGCGCUCGGCUGACACACGCUCAGAGACAGCGAGUGCGUACAAGAUGGCGACUGUCGUAGUGCGUGCGAUGACGUCAUCAGUCCUAGCGGGACAGUCGUCUCCUUCGUAUCAAGUAUUUGAAGUACGUUUCUAAUUUCAAAUUCAGCUCUGUAAAAUCGAAUUCU
Molecule: messenger RNA, 2278 nt
Organism: Papilio machaon (common yellow swallowtail)
Lineage: Eukaryota; Metazoa; Arthropoda; Insecta; Lepidoptera; Papilionidae
Product: cationic amino acid transporter 2
Exons: 14
Coding region: 201-2126 (641 amino acids)
Biological process (GO): transmembrane transport; amino acid transport
Cellular component (GO): plasma membrane
Molecular function (GO): amino acid transmembrane transporter activity
Source: RefSeq, a predicted model, not a curated record